Molecule: messenger RNA, 4096 nt
Organism: Carassius gibelio (silver crucian carp)
Lineage: Eukaryota; Metazoa; Chordata; Actinopteri; Cypriniformes; Cyprinidae
Product: rho guanine nucleotide exchange factor 9
Exons: 9
Coding region: 1141-2376 (411 amino acids)
Molecular function (GO): guanyl-nucleotide exchange factor activity; protein binding
Source: RefSeq, a predicted model, not a curated record
UUGGUUUUAAAAGGCUAGUAACAUGAGUCUUCAUCUCAUGUACUCAAGUCAUCGCAAAUGUAAAUGAUUUGACAUAUUUUUCAAAAUUAUUAUUCUUUUCUUAAAGGAACAAGUUCACUCAAAAAUGAAAAUCAUGUCAUCAUACACUCAUGUUGUUCCAAACCUGUAUGAUUUAUUUAUUUUUUUCUUGCAGAACACAGCAGAAGUUAAUUUGUCAAGUGCUUUUUUGUCCAUACAGUGGAAGUCAGUGGUAAUCAAAAUAUUCUUCAAGAUAUUUUACUUCAUAUUUCACAGAAGAAAAUAAGUCAUAGAGGUUUGGAACAACAUGAGGAUAUAGAUUAUCUGAGUGAAUUAAAACAGCAUUUUCAAUUUUGUGUCAACUAUUCAUUUGAGUUAUACCUUUUAUGCCCCUUUAAAAUGUAAAAAGUUUCUGUGAUAGUAUUAAGAGUAGAAUAUAUCAAUAUAGCUCAGUUUACAAAAUGUGUGCACAAACAUGGGUUUUUAUUGUGCACGCCGUGUGACAGAGUUUGUGCGUGUGCUCGCAUGUGUGUUCACAUCAGUUGACUCACCUGGGAAAGCAAAUGAUAGGUUACGUAAUCAGGGCAAAUAAAAUCACAUCAGAUUCUUUCAACUAAACACACAGACACAAACAUAUACUGUGUUCCCAAAUGUGCGCAUCUGUAUGUCCCUCCUUCUGUUCCCUUCUCCUGGCUUAUGUGUGUGUAUCUUGGCUGCUGUGUAACAGGUCCAAAUGUAAAUUCAUUUAAGUCCUUGUGAAAACAGAUUUUUAUUAGUGUUUACUGCAAUGCCUCUAAUGUGGAUAUAUGCAGCUGGGACCGGUGCCACCAGAGGGCACACUCUGACUCUUUUUUUCUUUUCUUUUUUCACAUCAAUGUAACUUUAACCCCUGAAGCUUUAAAAGCCCCUAUCUAGACCUUUUGUGAAAGCAAUCAUUCAGGCCGUUAACUCCGGAUGCUCUGAGUCGGAUUCUAAUCGAACUUAUGGGUAAAUCAGGAGGAAAACAGCGUGGUGGAGGCUGCCGAAAGCUCCAGCGAGGUGCAGAAUGGCCAUGCAGAGGCUAGUCCAAACCCCAGCACCAACUGCUUGUGUCUGGGCCAGGCCACUCAGAACCGGGACCAGAUGAGGGCCAAUGUCAUCAAUGAGAUCAUGAGCACAGAACGACAUUACAUCAAACAUCUGAAGGACAUCUGUGAGGGGUACCUCCGUCAGUGUAAAAAGAGAAGAGACAUGUUUAACGACGAUCAGCUGAAAGUGAUCUUUGGAAAUAUCGAAGAUAUUUACAGAUUCCAGUUGAGCUUUGUCAGAGACCUGGAGAAACAGUUUAACACUGAAGAACCUCAUCUCAGCGAGAUCGGACCUUGCUUUUUGGAACACCAAGAUGGAUUCUGGAUCUACUCGGAAUACUGUAACAACCAUGUGGAUGCCUGCAUGGAGCUCACACGUCUCAUGCGAGACGCACGAUACCAGCACUUCUUCGAAGCUUGCCGAUUGGUUCAGCAGAUGAUCGACAUCGCCAUUGAUGGCUACCUGCUCACACCAGUCCAGAAAAUCUGCAAAUACCCUCUACAGCUGGCAGAGUUACUGAAAUACACAGUACAAGAACACAGUGAUUAUCGGUAUGUGGCUGCUGCGCUUGCUGUAAUGAGAAAUGUCACUCAGCAAAUCAACGAACGCAAACGAAGGCUUGAGAACAUUGACAAAAUCGCCCAAUGGCAGGCAUCGGUACUGGACUGGGAGGGUGAGGAUAUUCUGGACAGGAGCUCAGAGCUAGUGUACACUGGGGAGAUGUCCUGGAUAUAUCAAUCAUAUGGGCGCAGCCAAACCAGAAUCUUCUUCCUAUUCGAUCACCAGAUGGUCCUCUGUAAGAAGGAUCUCAUUCGCCGUGAUAUUCUCUAUUAUAAGGGUCGGAUUGAUAUGGAUCAUUAUGAGGUCAUUGACGCAAUCGAUGGCCGAGAUGAUGAUUUUAACGUUAGCGUGAAAAACGCCUUCAAACUGGCCAACAGAGACACAGACGAGAUCCAUCUGUUCCUGCCCAAAAAACUGGAGGAGAAAAUCCGUUGGCUUCGGGCGUUUCAAGAGGAAAGAAAGAUGGUCCAGGAAGAUGAGAAGAUUGGGUUUGAAAUCUCUGAAUAUCAGAAGAAACAAGCCGCCCUGACCGUUAGGAGAGUCACCAAACAGAAAGGUGUGGGCCGGUCGGGGCCCCCAACAUACCCACCUCCUUUGGACCCCAUGAACCCCGGGCAGUACCUCCUCCCUGACGGCUACGGGCAGGCGGACGGAUAUGAAUACGAGCCCAAACGCAGCACAUCUCCCUUCUGGCAGAACUUCAGUCGGUUGGCUCCCUUUAAAAAAUAGAACACAUAUCCACCAGGGGUGGGAUACACCAGCCCCUGUAUACUUGGAAAAGCACUAUUCUACUUAAGAUACAUCUACGGGAUUUGAGAAGGACCCACACACACACACAAACUACAGGAGAGAGGACAGACCUCGCUUUACUGGGGUUUACCUGGCGUAUUACUUUCACUGGGGUUACGGGGACAUCUUGCUGGGCUGGCUGCACCGAAUACUGCACACGACAAAAAAUCACGCAAACACGCACACACAAAACAUCGAUUUUAUUCCUCGGCACUCUUUUUAGAGAGGUUUUAAAUCAUGAAAUAUGGAAAAUCUCUUAUGGUUCCUUCUUCUCUAUACAAAUCGACAAGAUAGUGAACUUUCACCGUUUGAAGCACUAAACCACGGUAAUGACUCUUGCUCUCUAGCGCCGCCCUGGUGUUCCUCCGUGCACUGUGACUAUUUGGGGCAUUGUCUCUCACCCAGUCUCUCUCGAUCUCAUACUCCACAUUAUCAUCUGUUUUUCCAACAGUUUCAAGUCUGAUCAAAGCUGAAGAUUUUUUUUCCCUGGACAAUUACUCCUUGGAUGGAACCUGCUGCACUCUUUGGUUUGUUUUGCAUGAGAUUCAGUUCAUUACAGGUAUUUUUAUUUAUGUUGUUACAUUCGUAUGGGUCUCAAAAAGAACAGUGGAUCACGAUUUGCAAAUUUGUCGCGCAAGUUGUGCUUACACUGGUCACGGUAUACUGGAACAACUUUGACAUUCAGAGAGAACUUCAAUCAACCUUUAGAUACCUUGAUUAAGCUACAGACCAGAGAAACCUGAAGGAGGAACAGUUUUUCUCUGAACAGAGGAUCUCUGUAGUGUGUUUACGUCAGAGCCUUGUUUAUCCUUAGGUCUUGAUCUUGGUUUCACCAUUGUUUCCUCUCUCCCGUCAUAAGUUCAAUCUGACAGAAGACCGGAAACCCCCCCAAAAAGUAAUAAUGCCACCUCUGAGCCCUGCCUUCAUUUUAUGAGGAAUGAUACCCGGACCAGGGCAACUUUAAUCCUGCUGAUCAACUUCAUAAUGAUGUGCCAAUUCAUCUCUAACGUGCCAAAAUAGUCUAGUUGGCAAAUUUUCCUCUAACAGGUGCACUGGCAUGUGCAAAUGCCAACCCCAUGAGCUGGUUCCCCGCCAUGUGACUUCUCAGGCGAACAUUAAGUAAAGAAAUUUGGUUAUCGCUGCUAGGAUUAGCAUGACAUAGCGUUUGUUUUUGUUUUCUGGUUUUGUUUUUUUGGGGGUUGUUUUUGGUUCUCUCUAUAUAUAUAGACAGUAUAUAUUUAUUUAUUUAUUUAUUUAUUUUCCCCCAAAUUAAGGGACCUGUGCAAAAAUUAAUUUAUGGUAUAUUUCGCGUUUUUUCUGAUAACUUUCAAAGGAUAGUAUUUAGUCCACUCACAAUAUUUAAAGUAUUGCUAUAAAACAUUAUUUAUUCUAUUCAAGUGUGAUUUUCUUUUUUUCCAUCUUGUUCCUCUUUCUAUAUUUUAGAGCUUCUGCUGGAGUGUUAAAGACCCUUUUAGGGCAUAAAAAUGUAAGAGGACUUUAUGGAAGAUAUAUUUCACACAUGUGUACUAAGUGCCACAUGAAACUAUUUAUGUUACAAAGGAAAAUAUCAGUUUAAUAUUUUUGAUUCAGUGAUCUGAUUGAAAUAACAUUAUAUCAUUAUUUCAUAAUAAACUUCAUUAUGGAGAAAACAGAGUUGAAA